Molecule: messenger RNA, 216 nt
Organism: Cutaneotrichosporon cavernicola
Lineage: Eukaryota; Fungi; Basidiomycota; Tremellomycetes; Trichosporonales; Trichosporonaceae
Exons: 2
Coding region: 1-216 (71 amino acids)
Source: RefSeq, a predicted model, not a curated record
AUGUCCGCCCCGACUCCCGCCAACCAGCUCUACCUCGGCCCCUCGGGCGGCCAGCCCGAGCCCCAGGGCCUCCUCUCGUACAUCUGGAACGAGCAGAUCAUGAACCCCGCCAACCGCGAUGGUAACCUCAACAUCGCCCGCGCAGUCGGUCUCUUCGCCGUCGGCAUCAUGUUCGUUCGCAGCGACCUCGCGUCGGCUCUCGUCCCGGUCUUCUAG